AUGGCAGAAGUCCAGAAGAAGCUCCAGGAGUUGACCGAGAGCUACCAGGGCCUGCAGACAGAGCUCGGAACGGCCGUAGACGCUCGCCAGAAGCUUGAGUCACAGCAGCAGGAGAACACCACCGUGAAGAAGGAGUUUGACAUUCUCGACGACGAUGCGAACAUCUACAAGCAGAUUGGCCCAGUGCUACUGAAGCAAGACAAGACCGAGGCGCUGAUGUCAGUGAACGGACGUCUGGAGUUCAUCGAGAAGGAGAUCAGGCGGUUCGAGACACAGAUCAAGGGCAUCCAAGAUAAGAGCGAGAAGGUGAAAAUCGAGGUAUGGGUCCCAAACCUGUGCAGGCUGAGCUCGGUGGACUGACCACUUUUACAGAUUAUCCAGAUACAAAACGCCGCACAACAGCAGCAGCAAGCACAAGCAGCAGCAUAG
Ascochyta rabiei is the source of this 429-nucleotide messenger RNA. RefSeq names its product Prefoldin subunit 6. Lineage: Eukaryota; Fungi; Ascomycota; Dothideomycetes; Pleosporales; Didymellaceae. The record is from RefSeq and is a predicted model, not a curated record. Gene Ontology annotation, biological process: chaperone-mediated protein complex assembly; protein folding. Gene Ontology annotation, molecular function: protein-folding chaperone binding. The coding region runs from base 1 to 360 and encodes 119 amino acids. The transcript has 3 exons. Gene Ontology annotation, cellular component: cytoplasm; prefoldin complex.